AUGUCGGGCCGCUGCUGCCAGGAGCAGACGCCCAAGCCUGGUUAUCCGGAGGAGUUUGCCUUUCCAGGCACGUGGCUGCUCUCCCAGAUGAUGAAACCGGUGCAGGCCCUUGACAAAAAAAAAGUGCUAAAUAAUAAGUAUGACUUUAAAGGUGACUCCUGUUGCCUUACACACCCAGCUGUGAAGACGGCCCAGCUGUAUUUCCUGCCCCAAAAUGCUAAAAAAGACCCUGACGGUGCCCUUGUUCUCCCCCCAGGUACCAGGAUUAUUUACGACCGUAAGUUUCUGAUGGAGUGCCGCAAUUCUCCCAUUGCCAAAACACCACCUUCUGACCUUCCGGACAUUCCAGGUGUCACCAGCCCCAACGUGGAGGAGUUGAAGAUUGAGAACAACCACGUCCAAACCUGUGAUGAGAAAGUGAGCGCAGGUGAGGAGGAGCAGUUUGACAUGGACAUCUAACACCGGCGCCCCCGGAGUGCUCACCCAGUGAAGAACCAGGACCUUGUCUCGAGGAUUCCCACCAGCCAGGCUCCGGCGCAGCCCGUGCCUUGAGUGAGUGCCUUCCUGCUUCCCGGGAAGGGCCCCUCUUCCCCCCCGGGGACGGAGCGUGUCCCGUUUCGGGGCUGAGCCUCGGCCCCCGGCGCAGCCCCCGCCGAGGACGGGCCUUGGGGUGCCGGAGGAGACACUCUCAAUGAUUGGUUUUGUUUCCAUUUUUAUGCUUUUUUUUUUUUCUCUUUUGUUAAUCAUUUUAAUACUGUAAAAGUGACAGAAAUGCGAUACAAGGGAGAAAUAAAAAUCAUUUGGAGUCUCCUGGUAUGGAGAUGACUGCAAUAAA
Messenger RNA from Calidris pugnax (ruff), 835 nucleotides. RefSeq names its product eukaryotic translation initiation factor 4E binding protein 1 (gene EIF4EBP1). The coding region runs from base 1 to 459 and encodes 152 amino acids. Gene Ontology annotation, molecular function: eukaryotic initiation factor 4E binding. The record is from RefSeq and is a predicted model, not a curated record. Gene Ontology annotation, cellular component: cytoplasm. NCBI's taxonomy places the organism in Eukaryota, Metazoa, Chordata, Aves, Charadriiformes, Scolopacidae. The transcript has 4 exons. Gene Ontology annotation, biological process: negative regulation of translational initiation.